AUGUCUUCCAAGGAUCCUCGCUCGGUGAUCGACCCGUCCAAGUUCCUCAACAAGAAAGUACGGGUGAAGUUUUCAGGAGGCCGUGAGGUAGAGGGAACCCUAAAGGGCCACGACGCCGUUUGCAACUUGGUGCUGGACGACACGGAAGAGUUUCUAAGAGAUCCGGAGGACGCCAGCCGGCUGCUGGAAACUACGCGGUCUCUAGGCCUCGUUGUUGCACGUGGAAGCGCCAUUGUUCUGAUCUCCCCAGUGGACGGCGUGCAGCGUAUAGAAAACCCCUUCAUUGGCGUGGAGGCACAGUGA
This is a messenger RNA of Eimeria necatrix, 303 nucleotides long. Its product is annotated as u6 snRNA-associated Sm-like protein, putative. Gene Ontology annotation, molecular function: RNA binding. The transcript is spliced from 3 exons. Bases 1 to 303 code for a protein of 100 amino acids. The record is from RefSeq and is a predicted model, not a curated record. Gene Ontology annotation, biological process: mRNA splicing, via spliceosome; nuclear-transcribed mRNA catabolic process. NCBI's taxonomy places the organism in Eukaryota, Apicomplexa, Conoidasida, Eucoccidiorida, Eimeriidae. Gene Ontology annotation, cellular component: Lsm1-7-Pat1 complex; U12-type spliceosomal complex; catalytic step 2 spliceosome.